Cannabis sativa is the source of this 3243-nucleotide messenger RNA. RefSeq names its product agamous-like MADS-box protein MADS3. NCBI's taxonomy places the organism in Eukaryota, Viridiplantae, Streptophyta, Magnoliopsida, Rosales, Cannabaceae. The transcript is spliced from 9 exons. Gene Ontology annotation, cellular component: nucleus. The coding region runs from base 360 to 1121 and encodes 253 amino acids. The record is from RefSeq and is a predicted model, not a curated record. Gene Ontology annotation, molecular function: RNA polymerase II cis-regulatory region sequence-specific DNA binding; DNA-binding transcription factor activity, RNA polymerase II-specific; protein dimerization activity. Gene Ontology annotation, biological process: positive regulation of transcription by RNA polymerase II.
AUAAAGAAAGGAGGAACAAAGAAGAGUUUGUUGGGUUUUUCCAUUUUGUUGUAAUAAGAGGAUAUCAUAUAUUCCAUUGUUCACACUUUCUCUCUCUCUUUUUUUCUCUUUCUCUCUCUUUAUAUACUUGCCCCAUCAAAUAUAUAUAAAAGAAAGAUAUAUAUCAUCAUUUUCUAUAUAAACUCCACCUCUCUAACUCACAGUUCUCUAUCACUCAUCAAACUAUAUAGAGUUAUAUAGCUAGCCAUUUGUUCAAAGUACAACUCCAUUUUUGUGCCAACCCAGAACCACCAAUUUCCCAAUUAAACAGAAAAAUAAAAAAGAGAAAGGAAAGAAAAUAAUUAAUAUAAAGAUAAGAAAUGGGAAGAGGGAGAGUAGAGUUGAAGAGAAUAGAAAACAAGAUCAACAGGCAAGUUACUUUCUCAAAGAGAAGAAAUGGUUUGCUCAAGAAAGCUUAUGAGCUCUCUGUCCUUUGUGAUGCUGAAGUUGCCCUUAUCGUCUUCUCUAGUCGAGGCAAGCUCUAUGAGUUUGGAAGCGCUGGUAUAACUAAAACACUUGAGCGAUACCAGCGUUGUUCCUUCACUCCUCAUGAUAAUAGUAGUGUUGAACGCGAGACACAGAGCUGGUACCACGAAAUUACAAAAUUAAAGACCAAAUAUGAGUCUCUCGAGCGUACUCAAAGGCAUUUGCUUGGUGAAGAUCUCGGACCUCUUAAUGUGAAAGAGUUGCAAAAUCUUGAAAAACAACUUGAAGGAUCUCUUGCACAAGUUAGACAAAAGAAGAUGCAGAUUAUGAUUGAACAAAUGGAAGACCUGCGUAAAAAGGAGCGUCAACUUGGAGACCUUAACAAGCAGCUUAAGAUUAAGCUUGACGCAGAAGGACAAAACCUGAAAGCCAUUCAAAAUCAAAACAUAUGGAACAGUAACUUGGCGUCUGGAAGCACCAGCUUUGCUUUGCAUACUUCUUCUCAGAGCAACAUCACAAUGGACUGCCACCACCUUUCGGAACCCAUUUUACAAAUAGGAUAUCAUCAGUAUGUCCCAGCUGAAGGGACUUCUCAUAGUAUACCAAAGACCAUGUCUGGUUCUGAGACUAACUUCAUGCAAGGAUGGGUGCUUUGAGUGAGUACUGCCACUAUAUAUUUGGACCUUAUAAUUAAUUAAAGAAACAGUAUAACUUUAAUUAAAUCAACUUAUGGUGUUUGUAAUACUUAAUUUCAUUUCUCAUCUUCUACCGAUCGACUCAUUAUUUCUACUAAUUGCAAGGCAGGAGUUAUUAGCCCUUUCGGUUUUUAUCUGUGAUAUGUAAUUCCAAUAAUAUAUUACAUAUAUAUUUAUAUCAUAUGUAAAUGUGUGCAGUAUAUUUAUAUCUAUGUGAUGCUCUAAGUGUCCCUUUAUGGUGAUAUAAGUUUUCAUGAUAAAAAUGAUAUUGGAACAUAUCUUACUUAAGGUACUCUUUUUUGUGAUUUUUUUUUUUAAACAAAAUCUUAAAAUUACAUGUAAACAAAAUAUUAUAUUCCUCAUCAUCACACCCAUAUAUUUUUUGUUCAUAAAAGGUAAUAAUAUUAGGUCGUUCAAAAAUCAACACUAUACCCCCACAUAAUAUAUAUAUACCAUAUCCAUUCAUAAGAUACAAAUUACAAAUUAAGCUAGUAAUAUACAUAGGGGAAAUCCCUCCCCUUGAAAGUUCAUCAAACUGCUGUUAGCUAGAUAUUCUAGCAUCCUUUGAAGCUUGUCAACAAAUUGAACAACAUCAUUAUUAACAAAAGUAAAGGAAACAUCUACCAGUCAGGGGGUCUUCCACUAGACAAUGUGCGAACCACUCGUAGAGAGUCAGUAAGAAUGAUCAGAUUGUCCCAUUGAUGAUCAUAGCCCAAAGCAAGACUAUUUUUAAAGCCUCCAAUUUAGCUGACCAAAGGCUAGUAUUGCACCACCAAAUCUUUCAUCUUUAAAACAUCCAUCAAUAAAAAAAAAAUUUCUUUGCAAGAGAAGUAUGCAGUGUUCUAUUUGUUAGAGGUCUCUGGUAAUAAGGAGUGGAAGUGUAAAGUUGCAUCUCCAAGAAUCUCCCCACAACUUCCUAAACUAGAUUUCCUAUAAUCACAUAGUUAGAAAAAUUAUGGUAAACACACUAUUCUUCCAUUUCCAAAUAACUUCCAUCAAAGGAAAGGCUGUUAUGUUAAGAACUUGUAAACGAGAUAAGGCAUUUCAGAUGAAAUCAACCCACAAAAGUAAAGGUCCACCAAAACCAAAAAGCAUGCAGUCGCAACAGAGCAUCAAAACAAAUAAAUGAAAAGGGUUUUCCUCAUAAACAUGAUAAAAUAAACACUUCUUAUCAUCACGAAAAGAAUACUUAUCUUUGGUAGAAAGAACGCCAGAGACAAUCCUCCAAAUCAUCAUGCUCUAUCUUGGAUUGUCACCAACUCCAAAUAUCCUGAGUAGUGGUAAAUUUAUUCUUUUGAUCUUCUAGAUAGGCACUUUUGAUAGAAAAAAGACCAGAAAGGGAGGCUUUCCAAAUCACAGUAUCAACAUCUAUUUGAGAAAGAAUUUAAUUGUUCCUACUUUUUCCCCAGUUCUUCCCCAAAAAGAAAUUGGAGAAAGUCUUAGUUUCAAGUUCUGGAUCUUCUAAAAAGGAGAUUCCAGGUAUUUUACUUCGAAUAGAUUACAUAAUCUCCCACAAUUCUUCAUAUUCCAUCCACGGGAUCCAAAGCUGUCACCAAAGAUCAAUAUAUUCACUAGUGGCAAUGAUAGUCCAGGCUCCAUCAAGAACGAUCUUUCUAGCCUCAAGAAUAUCAUUCCACAAAAAAUUAUCAGAGUCUAUAGGCUGAACACUCAAAAAUAAUUCAUAGGGGAAAUAUAUAUGUGGCUUUGAGGGAGAUAGUCAAGGGUCUAUUGGAGUUUGAAGUCAAGAAACAAGCAAUUAGCCAAAAGAGCUAGAUAUCUUCCAUACGUCUAAAACUCAAACCUUCACAAGAUUUGAGUUGACAGAGGUGAUCCCAAGAUUUUGCAGCCAGAAAUCUAUUUUAUCCAAAGUUCCAUUCAACCAGUAUCUCCUGAUUGAAGCAUCCAAUUCUCGGUAGGAAGUAAUUAGAAUUUUAACGGUAGACAUAGAGUAGGUUGGGAUAGCAAGAGCAAUAGAGUUUAUAGACACCAUUCUCCCAAUAGUAGACAUAGUCUUCAUUUUCCAUCCUUCCAAUCACUGACAAAGUUUUGAUUUCAGGAAAUCGAAAUCCUUUUUUCUUUUCUU